ACAAGAAUACACCGAUAUCAGGCCUCAACCGUCCGCAGCUUUUUGUGACCCGUAAACGGAAUUCAGGUUUUUGUAAGAGGUGGAUCUUUUUAGAGAGCUACAGUUCUCGAGACAGCUACACUGAAUCCGCUCGAGAAAGUGGGCGGGCUGUAAUCGGCCAAUGAAAACUCUUGUUGUAUUACAUCAAACAUGUCAUUCAAAUUGUUCAAUCGUCUCAUUCAAUUGUGUCGUCACACAACGCAGUACUAUAUCGGGUAAAGCGUUCUAAUUCAAAGGUGAAUUGCGAUAACUCUCUCAUAUCAGGUAGACAAUAAACACCUGUGUGACGUCAGUGUCUUGUGACCACAGGAACCAGGAAGAAUAAAAACCAAACCGAAAGUUAAUCAAAAUGGCUAAACCACCCACUGGAUGUACAGAGAGAAAAAAAUAUUAAUGAAGAAAAUGUAGCACAUAUGACCAACAUUUAGAUAUGGCUACUGCUACCACCUGGGCACAGGACAUCAUCACCUGUGAUCUAAACUGUGACAAGCCUGUCCAGCAAUUCUGUAACAGCUGCCAAGUCGGUCUGUGUGAAGACUGCAUCAACAAACAUGUAAAGGGUCUCAAGUCAAUGAAACAUGACAUCGUUCCCUUCACAAAGCGCACAGUCCAGCUGGUGUUCCCUCAGUGUACAUCUCAUUCCCACCAGAGAUGUGAGGGCCACUGUCAACAGUGUGAUGUCCCGGUCUGCAUGAAAUGUGUCAUGAGUUCCCAACAUAAAGGUCAUGAUAUAGUGGACAUGGCAGACAUCAUUACCGCGAAAAAAGAAAGAAUUAAAAGAGAGACAGAGGAAAUUGAAGGCGAUAUUAUUUCCAAGAACAAGAAACAAGAUUCUGAUGUUGAAAAGAUUUCCACAUGCACGGCCCACUUCUCUGGUUUAAUAAAGAAAGGUAAAGAUCAAAGAAAACAAUGGCACCUAGAAGUAGAUGACAUUUUUGACCAUCUUGAUACCCUAACCCAGUCCCUUAGAGAUUACCAAAUUACAGCACUGAAAUCAUACCAGUCCCAGCUCAGAAGUCAGAAUUCCAGUAUGAUCCAAACUGUUGAAGAAAAUAAAGAAAUUCUGAAGUCCAACAACGUGUCUGAUGUCAACAACUACAAAUCCAAACUGACUGAAUUCAGGAACAUCCCACAAGUACCUGAUGUAACACUACCAUCACUUAAAACCAACACAAUCCAAGGGAGAGAACUCAGCCUAGAGUUAGAGGAAUACAAAGCUAAACUAACACAGAGCACACUCUCCAGUCUGACAGAUGAAGCCUCCAAUGUAUCUAUUACAGAAUUAUUAAAAGAAGCCAAAGUGAUCACAAACAUUUCAGCAAAUAUUGAACCAUUAUAUAAAGUAGCAUGCGCUGGAUCAGAUAGAGCUUGGAUUAAUGGAACAGACAAAAUGUUACGAUGUGUUGACAUAUAUGGAACUGUCACUGAUUCUGUCACCAGUACAUGUAUGGAUUUCCCUGGUGACAUUACAGUGAACAGACAGGGAGAACUGAUUUACAGUGAUGCUGCUAAUAGAACGGUGAACAUUGUCAGACACGGGAAGAUCGAAACACUGAUCACCACACCACGGGGCUGGCAUCCAUGAGGACUGUGCUGUACCAGAUCAGGGGACAUCCUGGUCAGCAUGAAAACUCCUGAUUAUAGUCAUUACAAAAUUGUCCGUUAUCAGGGGCAGAGAGUGACACAGGAAAUAGAUAAAGAUGAAUGCGGCAAUCCAAUCUAUCAAGGAGGGGAAUAUGCAUCGUUUGUGACAGAGAAUAACAAUGGUGAUAUAGUGGCCUCUGAUCUUAAUGCUAGAGUAGUGGUAGUGGUGAACAGGAAUGGGAAAGUCCGAUUCCGAUACAACGACAAACCACCGGGGGGAUGGGAAUCAUUCUGUCCUGCACAGAUAGUGACAGACUCCAUGGGUCACAUCAUUGUGGUAGAUCAAGUGAAUAAUUGUCUUCACAUUCUAGAUCAGAAUAGACAAUUCCUGAGCUGUGUGGACAAUUGUGGAUUAUAUAGACCAUUCGGGCUGAGUGUGGACAGUGAGGGGAGGUUGUGGGUGGGACAGUUUGAUUUGGGUGAAGUGAAAGUGAUCCAGUACAUGAAAUAAACAGAACAAUAUUCACACAGAAUGUACAUGUAACAUGUGUAUCAAUGAAAUGUUUAUUUCCAUCAGCGUCAGGAAUCCAUAUCUAGACAUGAAUGAAAUGUAUAUUUCUAUCAGUGCCAUAUCUAUAGACACACGUCCAUUUCUGGUCAGGAUUCCAGUUAAUGAUUUCACACAAACCCCCCAUCAGAGACAUAAUGAUCAUGAAAACCAUUACAGCUAAUAUCAGACAGUUUCAUUUCUCAUGAUUAUCAGAUAUCAUGUUUUUCACUUGAAAUCUUUAUUGCCCUGAGAUAUAAAGGGGUAAACCACUGAUUAAAUAUAUCAUCUGAAUCCUAUGUGAGACAGCUACCAAUUUUUCUUCACCUAGAGUUCUUGUUUUGUUAAUUCACAAAAAUGGAAGGAUAUAACUUAUUGAAUACUACAUGGUAUCCACUAUAGACCAUGGGCCAGUAACGCAUUACCUCCUCCCCUCUAGCGAUUUUUCUACACCAUGAUUUUUUGAAAGUGUGUAUAAAAUAAAGGUAAAUGAAA
Ostrea edulis (European flat oyster) is the source of this 2665-nucleotide messenger RNA. Its product is annotated as tripartite motif-containing protein 45-like. The record is from RefSeq and is a predicted model, not a curated record. The transcript is spliced from 2 exons. NCBI's taxonomy places the organism in Eukaryota, Metazoa, Mollusca, Bivalvia, Ostreida, Ostreidae. Gene Ontology annotation, molecular function: zinc ion binding. The coding region runs from base 470 to 1624 and encodes 384 amino acids.